Molecule: messenger RNA, 2653 nt
Organism: Solanum verrucosum
Lineage: Eukaryota; Viridiplantae; Streptophyta; Magnoliopsida; Solanales; Solanaceae
Product: protein FAR1-RELATED SEQUENCE 2-like
Exons: 7
Coding region: 110-2653 (847 amino acids)
Biological process (GO): regulation of DNA-templated transcription
Molecular function (GO): zinc ion binding
Source: RefSeq, a predicted model, not a curated record
GACAUUUAAGUUAUGAAACUGAACUAGAUUAGAAGAUUACUACUGAGGGCAAAAUCCUUAAUUGUUUGUUGAAGUAAUUCAUAAAAUGUGCAUCGGUAGGGUUUAAGUUAUGGAAAUUGAUCUUCAAUUGCCUUCGAAAAAGUUAGAUGUGUAUGUGGAUACAAAUGCUAUUGAUGAUUCAAUUCAAAGUCAUGUCGGGGAAGAGAAUGCUGAUAGAAGUGGCAAUGGGAUAGGUAUGGAUAUUGUUGAUGUUGAUAUUAUAGAUAAGGGAAUAGAAAAGGGUAUAGAAUUUGAUACAAAGGAGGCUGCAUAUUCUUACUACAGGGAAUAUGCAAGGUCAGUGGGAUUUGGCAUCACAAUAAAGGCUAGUCGUAGGUCAAAGAAGUCGGGGAAAUUUAUUGAUGUGAAGAUUGCUUGUUCUAGAUUUGGGACCAAGCGUGAGUCUGGUAGUUCUCGAUCAUGUCCCAAGACUGAUUGCAAGGCCAGUAUUCAUAUGAAGAGAAAGCAAGAUGGAAAAUGGUAUAUACAUAGUUUCAUGAAGGAGCAUAAUCAUGAAAUUUGCCAGGAUGACUUUUAUUACUCUGUCAAGGGUAGGAGCAAGAAAUCUGCCGAUGUUGUUUACCAGAAAAAAGGACUGCAGCUCGCGUUGGAUGAGGGGGAUUUGGAACUGCUGCUUGAUACUUUAGCACUUAUGCAAGCCGAGAGACCUAAUUCUUACUAUGCUAUAGACUCUAUGAGAAAUGUGUUCUGGAUUGAUGCAAAAGGUAGAAAUGAUUAUGUCCAUUUUUGUGAUGUAAUUUAUUUGGACACAUAUUACAUCAGAAACAAGUAUAAAGUCCCAUUUUUACCCAUCAUAGGGGUCAAUCAUCAUUUCCAAUUUUUGUUGCUUGGAUGUGCCUUGGUUGGGGACGAAUCAUCAACAACAUUUUCUUGGUUGAUGCGCACUUGGCUUAGAGCUGUAGGUGGCCAAAGUCCUAGAGUCGUUAUUACUGAUGAUGACAUUUCCCUGAAAGAAGCAGUAGAGGAGGUCUUCCCUAAGGCACAACAUUGCUUUUGUUUGUGGAAUGUAAUGGGAAAAGUUUCUCAAAAUCUUGGUAAUAAGAUAACUAAGCCUGAAGAUUUUGUAAAGAAGUUGAAGAAAUGCAUGUGGUUUCCACUUAAAGAAGAAGAAUUUGAAAAAAGAUGGUGGAAAAUGGUCGAUUCAUUCAAACUGAGGGAUGAUGACUUGAUUCGGUCAUUGUUUGAAAAUCGAACAAAAUGGGUUCCAGUGUACAUGAGGAAUACUUUCUUGGCUGGACUCUCUACAGUUGAGCGGUCUGAAAGUGUAUCCUCCUUCUUUGAAAGGUACAUUUCCUCUGAGACUGAAUUCAAAGAGUUCAUUGGUCAAUACAAACUAUUCGUGCAUGAGAUGUAUGAAGAGGAAGCAAAAGCUGAUAUUGAAUCACGUCAUAGACUACCUACCAUAAAAACUCUCUCUCCUUAUGAGAAACAAAUGUCCACUGUCUAUACAAACUCAGUAUUCAUGAAAUUUCAAGCUGAGGUUUUUGGCGUUGCUGCUUGCACUAUUCUGAAUGAAGGUGAAGAGGGAGCAGAAAAGUUGUAUAGGGUUAAUGACCGUAAAAAACACCAGAGUUUUAUGGUAUCCUGGUGUGCAAGAGAUUCUUGCAUCGUCUGUUCAUGCCAUUUCUUUGAGUAUGCAGGUAUUCUUUGUAGACAUGCAAUUACGGUUCUUCAAGUAUCUGGUGUCCCCAAUAUCCCCGCUCUGUAUAAAUUAGAGCGGUGGACACGAGAGGCAAAAACUAAAGGGACAGCAUGUGGGAUUCCACACAACCCUCGUUACAGGAUCCAACGUCUCAAUGAUCUUUGCAAACUUGCUGCCAAAUUUGGCGAAGUUGGAUCAUUAUCCUGGGAAACCUAUGAAUCAGCUGUAAUCACACUCCAAGCUGCAUUGCAUGACUGUGUCAAUGCAAACAACUCUGUGAAGAGUGCAUUAGUCUCUAACAUUUCAUUUUCUCAAUGCGAUACUAACUUUAACGAAGAGAUUCAAGGUGGUAGCAUGGCAAAGUCAUCAAAGAGAAAGAAAGUACAGAAGAAGCGCAAGGUUCAAUCUAACGUUGAAGUACUAUCUACCAGGAUCCAAGAUAGCAACCUGCAGAUGGAUCAAUCAAACUCAAAACUACCAACUCAUGAAGAUGCUUUCCAUGCUCAGAGGCAUGUACAAGGAAUGGAUCUAAGCUCCAGAAUGGCAACUAUUGAGGGAUACUAUGCUCCUCCUCAUCAGAGCGUUCAUGGAUCGGGCCAGUUGAGUUCAUUUUCUAUGUUACAAGAUAGUUAUUGCAGCAAUCAUCAAGCCUCACACAGUGUUCUGGGAAACUUGAAUUAUAUAUCAGCCCACGGUGGUCAUUACUCUCCUCAAAGUAUUCAAGGACUGGGACAGCUUAGCUUCAGAGCACCACUAGUGCGUCCUUCUUUCAACAUUCAGGGAAAUUCAUCUGAUAUGGCACAUUUUAUUUACUCAAUAUUUUGUUAUUUCGUGUUUAGUGUGAGUUCAAAUUUCACUCUUGCUCCCUACUGUAGGACAAUUCAACCAGUGUCACAGGAAAACAUUAGCAGGAUUAGUGUUCCUCUCUGCUGGAUUGGAAAGAAUGCUUAA